CUGGGACGGUAGCUUAAGCGCUAGAGGCAGAAAAAACCCGUUGACACCGAUAACCGGGAGGGCGUACGCGUCGACUGUAGACGCCAGAAGACUAGUGAGGUUUUUGAGAACCAGCUAAACAAUACAUUAAAAAAACAAAAUACAUUUGUCCACAUUUGUGAACUGCCGGGGCAGAGGACAGGGCUCGGAACCAAGCUAGCCCGUGCUAGCUAAAAUAGAGACUAACUGAAGGUGUCAGUUAACGCUAACUUAACGUUAGUCCAUUAGCGAGAUUAACGGAGACGGUCCACGGGCACAGCGAACGUUUGACAAAACGGAACAAAAACUCCAAGCCACAAGGUUCCGUAGAAUUGCCUCUUCGGUCAAAGUUAACGUCCGACAACGUGACAUUUACUCAUUCAGCCGGGGGGACGCCGAGCAGCGACGAUGGACUUCGUCGCCGGAUGCAUCGGAGGUGCUGCUGGAGUGUUGGUUGGACACCCAUUCGACACAGUUAAGGUGAGGCUGCAGGUCCAGAGUAUCGAUAAGCCUCUGUAUCGCGGCACCUACCAUUGUUUCCAGUCCAUCAUUCGCCAGGAGUCGGUAUUUGGCUUGUACAAAGGCAUUGGCUCCCCAAUGAUGGGCCUCACAUUCAUCAAUGCCAUAGUGUUCGGUGUCCAGGGCAACGCCAUGCGGAUGCUGGCACAUGACACCCCCACCAACCAGUUUUUUGCCGGCGCUGCAGCGGGUGCCAUCCAGUGCGUCAUCUGCUGCCCCAUGGAACUGGCCAAAACCCGCAUGCAGUUGCAAGGCACCGGAGAGAAGAAGUCCUCUAGGAAGUUGUACAAGAAUUCCCUGGACUGCUUGGUGCGCAUCUACAACCGGGAGGGUCUGCGGGGGGUCAACCGCGGCAUGGUGACCACGUUCAUCCGCGAGACGCCCGGCUUCGGCGUGUACUUCCUGUCCUACGACGUGCUGACGCGCGGCCUCGGCUGCGAGCCCAACGACCGCUACAUGAUCCCCAAGCUGCUGUUCGCCGGGGGCAUGGCCGGCAUCGCCUCCUGGCUCUCCACCUACCCCGUGGACGUGAUCAAGUCGCGGCUGCAGGCGGACGGGGUGGGCGGCGUCCACCAGUACAGCGGCAUCGCCGACUGCGUGCGGCAGAGCGUCCGGCGAGAGGGCUACAUGGUGUUCACGCGCGGCCUCACCUCCACGCUGCUGCGAGCCUUCCCCGUGAACGCGGCCACCUUCGCCACCGUCACGCUCAUCCUCAUUUACGCCCGGGGCGUGGAGGAGGGACCCAAAGACUGCGAGUCCCGGCCCUCCAGCCUGUGACCCCCCGCCCCCCCGGGAAUACUCACACGGACCCUUUCAUUGCGCUCCGACUCGCUUCAGUCAUUCCCUGUUCUGAGAGAAAACGAUGUCAUGUCAAAGUGGAAAAAAACAAGAGGGUGGUUUUGAACCGUUGCUUUUAUCUGUUAAAACUGUCUUUGAUGAUGUCCAUGAUGCAGACCUAAACAUGUCAUUAAGGGAGGGGCUAGGUAGUGUGCACAGUGUGCAAACAAAGUUUGAUAUCUUUAUUAUAUCUGUUGACUUGUGCGUCUACGUAGUUGUGUUAGAUUAUUUUCUUUUGAAUGUAGAUUGGAAGCAUACUGCCUUUAUAUAUAUAUAUAUAUAUCAUAUGUACAUAAUAUAAAUUAUAGUAUGAAUACUUUUACUUUGUGUGAGGAAGCGGGAGCACUUGUCUGUACCGUCUCCUCCGAGGAGCCGAGAAAAGGAUGGAAUGUAACUUUUGCUUACGUUUGAAACUUAUGCAGCUAAAGUCUGAUCCUCACUGAAGCACCACUGUCCACACAGAUCUCCUGGUGGGGUUGCGGGUCGAACGUGAGGUGUGAAGCUUCGUGGUAGAUGGCGUCAUGUGGGCUUCUCCGUUAGGCGGGUUGGGUUUAACCAAACUGUGAACUAUUGACCUGGUGACUACGUUCCUCCACCAGUGGCCUGAUGUGUGUGUGUGUAUAUUUAUAUACUUGCAUGUCUAGGGUGUCCCCGGUUGACUUUGCUCUGUUUGUAUCAAACUUUCAUGUUAAUGUGUAACUGAGACCACUGUACAGGUUGUUCUUGUUGGGGUAAUUUAGAAUUAAAACAAUCCAACAAGAACCACAUUUUUACCCCCAAAGCACGCGAGCUCUUCCAUGACAGUAAUAACGUCUGCUUCAUCUUGUUAACUAUGUAAAAAAAAAAAGAAAAGGCCUUUUUAGAAAGCCCAUACAGAUAACUUUUGUUACUUAUUGAGCAGAAAGAAGUCCAUAUAAUAUCCCUGUGAAAUAUUUUGAAGGUACUGUGUCCUGAAACUUGAAAAACGUACAUGUGUGUACCCAUAUUUUAUUAGAUUUAAUAAUCUACUGAUGCUCUCUGCACUGUCAGAUUUUCUUUUUUUUAAUAUAUAUAUAUUUGAUGCCUGAAAGUUUGAUAUUUUGCUUUAAAGAAAUCUGAUCUGUCCCUCCUGCCUCUUUAAAAAAGCAGAUCAAACCACAAGAACGCUCUGACCGGCUGUUUGUUGAAUGUAACUCAGCUGUGUUUACCCGGGGGGGGGGGGGGGGGCAGGGGGGGCUUGUUAUGACCGUUAAAUACUGCUGAGAGGGUGGGAUCUAUGACGGCUGAUGUGAAAGAUGCAAUAUGUACAGGAUCUAGUCGUGUUGAUGUAAAUGUAUACAUAUACUGUAUAAUAUAUAUACAUAUAUAUAUAUUUUUCAGUCUCGUACCUAAAGUAGUCGUUUGGGUCCCUGAAUGUUUUGAAAGUCCAUUUGACCAGUUUAAUUCAGCUUUUAAACGCACACUGGGACGUGAUAUUUUUGUAACCUAGUCAUACAUUUAUUAUUAUAUAGUUAUUGGUCGAGGAUCUGUACAAAAGGCUCAAUAAAAACGGUUCAGCAGCGAGCUCCACUUGUACCGAUGAAUGCAGCAUUCCACUGAAUCUAUUGCUCUAAUAUGAAUACCAACGGGGUUUAUUAAAAAUGUGUGUGUGUGUGUGUGUGUGAAGCUUUACCCGCGUGAAAAGUCAUGAGCUCAUGUGUUUGUCAUUCACCAAUGAGGAGCUUAUGUGAUGCUUCCUGCAUGAGUUUACAUCCAAGUACUUUCACUCUCUCUUCCGUGUCCUUUAAUGUCCAACCGGGGCGUCCGGUGCUGCAGAGCUGAACCGAGCUAAAGGAACACCGAGAGACUUGGAGUCUCCUUUUCUUUCUUUUUUUCGAGAUUCAUGAGAACUCUUUUAAUCGGGAACACUGCAUACAAACAAAAUGUCCCGUUGAGUCAUUCACAUUCUGUUUGUGCUUUAGGAUCCACACACCGUGCUUAAUUCCAAGGAAUGAAGAUUGCAUCCUGCAAAUACAUCUGUGAACCCCUGGAUGUGCUUGAGAAGCUCCUAGAAGGUGGCGGAGAACAGUGGGAGCAAAUAAUAAGGCUCAGACGCUGCUGCAGCUGCGACCCGAGGGCCACCUGCUGCUGGGCCGCAGUAACUGCAGCACGUCGGAGAAACAAGGGCAAGGAGUGAAUGUGUCCAUGUUUUAACCAGUCACUUCAGCUCUAAUCUAUUGAGGUCAAAGGUGCCCUGGAGGCUGAUAUCCAAGAUGAAACAGGUAGGUUACCGAUCUUAGAAAAGACUCAACAAUUAAAAUAACCCUUAUUCACAACAUCGCACAUCUGCUAUUUGAAUCAUCUGCUCUCGGAAUAUAGUCCAUGUAUCUUCUGAGAACUGUUUUUUCUUUUAAUUCUCUCGCCCUUUAUUUGUUCAGUUAGAGAUCCACGUGGCAAAGGACAUGAGUGACGUUUUUUUUUGUGUGUGCUUGUCUUUGUUGGAUUGGACCGGUUCCGCAGUGCCGUGGUGCUGGUUCACAAGUAGAACGUGGACUCUCCACCAGGCCGCUUUUCCCUCUUAAUUGAGAGAACAUUUUCACUCUUCACUUCAAAUCAAUCCUUUCAUUUGCAAAUGAACCCAAGGACACUGGACAUCACAGCAUUCAGCGGUUUCCUGUGUAAAGAGGCCUCUAUUUAAAUGCAUUGUGUUUGUGUUGCCCUGUGUUUGAGUCUUCCUCCUCUUCUUCUUCUUCUUCUUCUUCUUCUUCCUGCGUGGCAAAAUGGUUCAAGGGAAAAAUCUGAUUCUCCUUGAAGGUUCUCCUUGUCCUCUUUAGUGCGUCCCAGUUUUCCUAAAAGAACUUCAGAUUUUGAUGGUUCCAGAUUCUCUGAAUCUUUGGAUGACAUUAUGCAAUGUCGAUGAUGUUGACUUCAAACCCUUUGCAAUUUUUCCUGUGAGAAACUCCUUUCUGAUGUUGCUCCACUAUUUCUCGCCGCAGCACUGGGGGAAUUGGUGAUCCUCUGACCAGCUUCACCUCUGAGGGACACUGCCACUCUUGAGAGGCUCUUUUUUUUUAUACCCAAGCAUGUUGCCAAUUGCCCUAAUAAGUUGCAAAUUGGUCCUCCAGCUGUUCCUUAUAUGUAACAUUUAACUUUUCCCGGGGCCUCCUAUUGCUCCCUGCCCCAACUUUUAUGGAUUGUGUAGCUCUGCUGAAAUCCAAAAUGAGCCCAUAUUUGGCCUGACAUGUCUCACAUUCAGCAUCUGAUAUGU
Messenger RNA from Pungitius pungitius (ninespine stickleback), 4600 nucleotides. Its product is annotated as mitochondrial basic amino acids transporter-like. Bases 427 to 1314 code for a protein of 295 amino acids. The transcript has 4 exons. Gene Ontology annotation, cellular component: mitochondrion. Gene Ontology annotation, molecular function: high-affinity L-arginine transmembrane transporter activity. Gene Ontology annotation, biological process: mitochondrial L-ornithine transmembrane transport. Lineage: Eukaryota; Metazoa; Chordata; Actinopteri; Perciformes; Gasterosteidae. The record is from RefSeq and is a predicted model, not a curated record.